GAGGAGGAGGAGGAGGAAGAAGAAGAAGAGGAGGCGAUUCAUUCCGCCGCCUCCGCCGGGCGGGACGUGCCGAGCAGCCCAGGAUGCGUCCCCCCGCCCGCCCUUCGUCUGCUCGGGCUGCGGCAUCUCUGAGGGAGCCGCGGAUUCCGCCUAUGAAGCCUUCCGCAAUGAGCAAGCGUAAGCUGAAGGAGAGCAGUGCAGAAAGUGCUGAGUGCAUUUCCCAGGUGCAAAAAAUCUUACGUGAAAGAUUCUGUCAUCACUGUGCUGCUGGAAAACUGUUUGGGAUGGAGCAGCAGUACAGACAUUUGCUGGAGCUGCUGAAAAGAACCACGGUGCACGGGGAGAGCAAUUCCGCCCUCAUUAUUGGACCCCGGGGAUCCGGGAAAACUGCGUUAUUAAAUCAUGUCUUAAAAGACCUCAGGGAAAUGAGAGAAGUGAGAGAGAACCUCUUGGAAGUCCAUCUGAAUGGGCUUCUGCAGACAAAUGAUAAAGUGGCCCUGAAGGAGAUCACCAGGCAGCUGCAGCUGGAAAAUGUGGUUGGGGACAAAGUUUUUGGCAGUUUUGCUGAAAACCUUGCCUUCCUCCUUGAAGCUCUGAGGAAAGGAAGCCGAACCAGCAGCUGCCCAAUUUUGUUUGUCCUGGAUGAGUUUGAUUUGUUUGUCCACCACAAGAAUCAGACCCUUCUCUACAAUCUCUUUGACAUCUCCCAGUCUGCCCAGACCCCAGUGACAGUCAUUGGACUCACCUGUAGGCAGGAUAUCCUGGAGCUCUUGGAGAAGAGAGUAAAGUCAAGGUUCUCCCACCGACAGAUAUAUGUGAUGAAUUCCUUUGAUUUUAAACAAUACAUUAAGAUGUUUAAGAAACAGCUUUCUCUUCCUGCUGAAUUUCCUGAUGAACCUUUUGCACAAAAAUGGAAUAAUAAUGUUCAGCAUCUGUCAGAGGAUAAAACUGUGCAGGACGUGCUGCAGAAGCUCUUCCACCACAGCAAAGACCUGCACUCGCUGCAUUUGCUGCUGAUGCUGGCUGUCAGUGCGGUGACCGUGCACCACCCCCUGCUCACGGCUGCAGACCUGCAGGAGGCCAGCAGGCAGCACAGCGCCGACUCCAAGGCAAACAUUGUCCAUGGUUUGUCUGUGCUGGAGAUCUGCCUCAUCAUAGCCAUGAAACACCUGAAUGAGGUCUAUGAUGGAGAACCAUUCAACUUCCAGAUGGUUUACAACGAAUUCCAGAAGUUCAUCCAGAGGAAGGCACAUUCUAUGUACAACUUUGAGAAGCCAGUUGUCAUGAAGGCCUUUGAGCACCUGCUGCAGCUGGAGCUGGUGCAGCCCCUGGAGCGGCCGUCGGUGCGGGCGCAGCGCGAGUAUCUCCUGAUGAAGCUGCUGCUGGACAGCAGCCAGAUCAUGGACGCCCUGCAGGUGUACCCCAACUGCCCCACGGACGUGAAGCAGUGGGCAGCCUCCUCCCUGAGCUGGCUCUGAGCUCCAGCACACCUCUGCAGAGGCACUGUUCCCCCGCAGGAAGGUGCUCAGCUCAGUUAAGUUUUUGGAAGCAGCUUUCUUUGCUGAUCCGUUUGGGAUUUUCUAGGGAGAAAGGGGCUGCUGUUCCCUUGCAGCAGGCAGGACUGUGCCUCGCUCACACCCCCAGGUGCUUUAGCUCAGCUCCGUGCCAAUUCCUGGCUCACACACAGUUCCCGCUUGGAGAAGUCCAGGCUCUGGAGUUUCUCCCUGUGGCUGAGGGCUCUGGAUCGUGGCUCAGGCCCAGUUGCCCUCCUGGCUCACUUCUACAGCCCCGUCAGCUCGAAGCUCACACUCCAGGCUUCCAUCUCAAAUCUCACCUGACAUGGAAAAUUUACCCAAUUCGAUCUUUAAUCGCAACCACAUUUACUUCAUGAUGUGUUUUAGUGCCAAGUACAAGGUAACAUCUUCCCCGCCCCAGUUCGUUGUAGCGAAACUCAAAGAGUUUGGCUCAAGAACUGCUGUAGGCCCAG
Molecule: messenger RNA, 1987 nt
Organism: Cinclus cinclus
Lineage: Eukaryota; Metazoa; Chordata; Aves; Passeriformes; Cinclidae
Gene: ORC4
Product: origin recognition complex subunit 4
Exons: 14
Coding region: 84-1478 (464 amino acids)
Biological process (GO): DNA replication; DNA replication initiation
Cellular component (GO): nuclear origin of replication recognition complex; nucleus
Molecular function (GO): ATP binding; ATP hydrolysis activity; DNA replication origin binding
Source: RefSeq, a predicted model, not a curated record